AUGCCAAAAACCACCCCAGAGAGGUGCCAAUUGGCACUCUUUCACAUCCAAAAUGGGGAAUCUACCCAUUCAGUUGCUGAGCAACUUGCAAAAGCACCUCUGCUGAUGUUCCAAAGUCAAAGGGGGGCCAGCUGGGAAAACUCCAGCCUCGUCAUGUUUGCUUCCUGGAUCACUAUUUUGAGCUCAAUUCAACCUCCAUGGUCAGGAAAGCAUGUCAUGCACUGCAGGAGACAUUUCAAAUCAAAGUAUGCCCAACCACAGUUAGUGAAAAAACCACAGAGACUCAAGAGACAUUACAAAGCCCAUUUCAAAUUUGCUAAUGAGCACAAGGACAUGACUGUUGAGGAUUGGAAGAAGGUGGUAUGGUCUGAUGAGAUGAAGAUCAACUUCUUUGGACUGGAUGGGAAGCAGUUCUGUUGGAUUAAGAAUGCCAGCUUCAACAGCAAGCUUGUCAGGCUGACAGUCAAGUUUGGCAGCAGCUCCAUCAUGAUCUGGGGCUGUAUGACAUGGGAAGGGGUGGGAGGUAUGCACUUGGUGCUGGGUUCAAUGAAUUCAGACCAAUACAUUGAUAUCUUGAAUGACAAGCUUUUGAAAACAAUCUCAGAUUUGCAGCUUCAGCAUGCAUACACUGACAUCAUGUUUCAGCAAGACAAUGACCUGAAACACAUGUCAAAGAAGACAAUAACAUGGUUGGAAAGCAAUAGCAUUAAGUAUAGUAUGAUUGCAAAGUCCAGGGAUGAACUGCUCAAGAGAUGUGAAGCUGAAUGGACAGUGAUCACUCCAGAGACAUGUAGGACACUAAUAGAGAGCAUGCCAGACCACAUCAAGGUGGUUCUGAAGGCCAAAGGAGGGAAUACAAAGUACUAA
Ustilago hordei is the source of this 867-nucleotide messenger RNA. RefSeq names its product putative transposase. Gene Ontology annotation, molecular function: nucleic acid binding. NCBI's taxonomy places the organism in Eukaryota, Fungi, Basidiomycota, Ustilaginomycetes, Ustilaginales, Ustilaginaceae. The transcript has 4 exons. The record is from RefSeq and is a predicted model, not a curated record. Bases 1 to 867 code for a protein of 288 amino acids.